AUGUCUUUAGACGUUAUUGAUAUUGCAAGAAUAUCGGACGGCGGGUCAUCCAUACCUCAAAUCCAAGCCAGGGUCGACCUUUUCAAGACGUGGGAUAUUCCAUCGGGGUCAAAGAUACUCGAAAUCGGCUGCGGGCAAGGAGAUUGCACCCUGGUGAUGGCCUAUCUAGUGGGAGAGCAGGGCCACGUCACAGGAAUUGACCCAGCGCCCUUGGACUACGGAGCACCCAUAACCCUAGGCCAAGCACAAGACAAGCUAAAGCAGAGUGCGAUCGGUGACCGGAUCACAUUCCACCGAUCAGAUCUUGAAGGGUUCCUCGACUCCAGCGCCUCAGAACCCCUUUACGAUUUUGCCGUGUUCGCGCGUUCAACUUGGUACUUUCCAUCCGCCGAAGCAUUGACGCCGAUUCUAGUGGCUCUGCGCGGAAGAACGAAGCACCUCUGCAUUGCAGAGUACGCAACUGAUAUCCAAGGGGAUAUUGCCGCUCUGCCACACCUGCUGGCGGCAAUUUCACAAGCAGAGUUCAACUCUAGAGACAAUAACUUGGACCGCGACGAUAAUAUCCAGUCAAUUAUCACACCACAGAAAAUUCGUGAACUGACGCUUGAGGCGGGGUGGGUGCUUAAGAAGGAAGAUGUUAUUAGAUCCCCCGAGGAUCAGGAGGAUGCGCGAUGGGAGGUUGGUCGCGUCCUCUCGGAGGGUUAUCGUGUCAGGUCGCGAUCAUAUGGUGGUGCUAGUCGUCAAGAGUACGCAGAUGCGUUGAUCAGUGCUAUUGAGGAGAGCAAGCGUGCACUUGGCCCGAACCCUAAGCUUAGAACUUUGCCUACGUGGCUGGGCUUGUGGGCGUGA
Messenger RNA from Penicillium canariense, 849 nucleotides. RefSeq lists its product as uncharacterized. The coding region runs from base 1 to 849 and encodes 282 amino acids. NCBI's taxonomy places the organism in Eukaryota, Fungi, Ascomycota, Eurotiomycetes, Eurotiales, Aspergillaceae. The transcript has 2 exons. The record is from RefSeq and is a predicted model, not a curated record.